Molecule: messenger RNA, 4295 nt
Organism: Sinocyclocheilus grahami
Lineage: Eukaryota; Metazoa; Chordata; Actinopteri; Cypriniformes; Cyprinidae
Gene: srgap2
Product: SLIT-ROBO Rho GTPase activating protein 2
Exons: 17
Coding region: 3-3044 (1013 amino acids)
Biological process (GO): signal transduction
Molecular function (GO): protein binding
Source: RefSeq, a predicted model, not a curated record
AUAUGGAGGCAAAAGUCAUCAGAUUUCUUUACAGCAGGAAAUGCAAAGAGAUCCGAGCCCAGUUGGUGGAGCAGCUUAAGUGUUUGGACCAGCAAUGCGAGCUCCGCGUGCAGCUCCUGCAAGACCUGCAGGACUUCUUCCGCAAGAAGGCAGAGAUCGAGAUGGACUACUCCCGCAACCUAGAGAAACUUGCCGAGAGGUUCCUGGCCAAGACUCGCUACACAAAGGACACUCAAUUCAAGAAAGAGCAAAAUGUCCUGUCUCCAGUCAACUGCUGGAACCUUCUCUUGGCUCAGGUGAAGAGAGAGAGUCGAGACCACGCCACUCUCAGCGAUCUCUACCUCAACAACAUCAUCCCACGCUUCGCACAGGUCAGCGAGGACUCAGGACGCCUCUUCAAAAAGGUGAUGAAGACCUAUCACAUGUACAACAUGGACAGCAUCAAUGCUGAAAGCAAGCUGAAGGAGGCAGAGAAGCAGGAGGAGAAACAGAUGAGCCGCAGCGUCCGACAUGAGGACAGGCAGACCCCGCGCUCGCCCGACUCUCUCACAAACAUCAAGAUCGAGGAGAAACAUGUGCGCCGCAGUUCUGUCAAGAAGAUCGAGAAGAUGAAGGAGAAGCGGCAAGCAAAAUACACUGAGAACAAGCUGAAAGCCAACAAGGCCAGGAAUGAGUACCUUCUGGCUCUGGAGGCCACCAACAACUGUGUCUUCAAAUACUACAUCAAUGAUCUGUCUGACCUCAUAGAUUGCUGUGACCUGGGCUACCAUGCCAGCCUGAACCGUGCACUGCGUACCUACCUCUCGGCCGAGUUUAACGUGGAGACUUCCAAGCACGGUGGUUUAGAGACCAUUGAGAACGCUGCAGAGAACUUGGAGGCCAACGCAGACAAGCAAAGGCUCAUGGAGACCUACAACAACGUCUUCUGCCCUCCAAUGCGCUUCGACUUCCAGUCUCACAUGGGUGAUAUGGGGGGACAUUUGUGUGCCCAGCAGCCCGUGCAGGGAGAGCUGAUCCAGAGAUGCCAGCAGCUACAGUCCCGCCUGUCCACACUGACAAUAGAGAAUGAAGAGGUAAAGAAGACGAUGGAGGCCACUCUACAGACCAUCCAGGACAUGGUGACCAUUGAGGACUUUGAUGUGACUGACUGCUUCCACCACAGUAACUCAAUGGAGUCUGUCAAGUCCACUGUGUCUGAAUCCUUCAUGAGCAAACCCAGCCUGGCCAAGAGACGAGCCAACCAGCAGGAGACAGAACAGUUCUACUUCACGGUAAAUGAGAUGGAGAAGGAGAGAAAUCAGUUUAAUACAGGGUCACAGGGUCUCCAUCAUGAGGGCAUUUUCAGGGUGUCCGGCUCUCAAGUGGAAGUCAAUGAUAUUAAGAACGCCUUUGAAAGAGGUGAGGACCCGCUGGCUGGGGACCAAAACGAUCAUGAUAUGGACUCCAUUGCUGGAGUGUUAAAGCUCUACUUCAGAGGCCUGGAGAACGCCCUCUUUCCUAAGGAAGUCUUCCAUGACCUAAUGUCCUGUGUCUCCAUGGAGAACCUCCAGGACAGAGCUGUCCACAUCUGCAAAGUCCUGCUGUCUCUACCCAGCAACAUCCUGGUUAUCAUGCGAUACCUGUUCGCUUUCCUCAGCCAUCUGUCCCAGUACAGUGAUGUUAACAUGAUGGACCCCUACAACCUGGCUAUCUGCUUCGGCCCCACACUCAUGUCUGUGCCUGAGGGCCACGACCAAGUCUCCUGCCAGGCACAUGUGAACGAGCUCAUCAAAACCAUUAUUAUACAUCACGAGACCAUCUUUCCAGGGCCCCGUGAGCUGGAGGGGCCCAUCUAUGACCGUGGAGGAGCCGCUGAGGAAUACUGUGAUAGUCCACACAUUGAGCCCCCCCUAGUGGAUGAACCUGCACCUGACGCUGCCUCUGAAAUCCACAACAGCGAUGAUGAGUUUGACCCCAUUGAGGCCAUCGCACGUUUUGACUACUCUGGACGCACCAAUCGUGAGCUUUCCUUUAAGAAGGGGGCGUCUUUGCUGCUGUACCACCGUGCAUCUGAGGAUUGGUGGGAGGGUCGCCACAACGGCACUGAGGGACUGGUGCCGCACCAGUACAUAGUAGUGCAAGACAUGCCGGAUGGAUAUGCAGGCAGAGGAAGUCCCAAAGCUGACCUAGAAGCUUCCCAUGAUGCUGCGGAAGAGAAGGUGUCCACCAGAGCCAGUGCCAGCUCACCCACUGGAGGUCAUGUAGCUGAUAUCUACCUAGCUAACCUCAACAAGAUGAGGAAACGGCCGGAAGCGCCCAGCAUCCGAAGAACAAUCCGGCCAGUGGAGGGUCUAGGCGAGGGCUCAUCCGGAGCAACAGGGGGUUUAAAGACCUCGUCCAUGCCGGCAAGUGGACUGGCCAAGGAAGGGACAGACAAGCGACCGGUCAGUGCUCACAGCGUCCUAAACUCCAUCACCCGACACUCCUCUCUGAAAACUAAGGUAGAAGGUCCUCAGCUCCGCAAGUCCACUCCUGCAGGGCGAUCCAAGAGUUUCAGCAAUCACAGACCACUGGACCCAGAGGUCAUCACUCAGGUGGAGCACAGCUCACAGGACAUUGAGGCGACUAUGAACACGGCUCUAAGUGAGCUGCGAGAGCUGGAGAGGCAGAGCAACGUCAAACACACUCCUGACGUUGUGCUUGACACUCUAGAGCAGCUGAAGAGCGGAGGGGCAUCUGAACCCUCCAGCCCGCUUCAUUCCCGCCUGCUCCGUGAGGCCGACUCCUCCCAGCAUCCUCUGCAGCGCAGCGCCAGUUCGGCCAGCGACAUGCCCUCCACCUUCCGGCCCGGCAAAACCUCGGGUCCCAAAAGCCCUCUGUCAUCAAUGUCUACAACAGGUCUGUCAGCUUCUGGCUCCAGCUUUAGAGAUAACAAACCCCCAGCCACCAAACCCAAGCCUGUGGUGUUCCCAAAAAGCAGUUCGGCAGGGGGAUCCCCAACCACCACCAUACUGCCAACACCACCGCCCCCUCCACCACCCACCGACAAGUCUUGCCCCGUCUGAGGGUUUACAGCCUCGAUCUGUGAUCAAUUUCUUAGUAAUUCCUAGAGCACCCUCUAAUACUGACUCUUUGGAUCUUCAUGAAAAACUGUGGACAACUUUUAACAGACUCAAACUGAUAUUGGAUGCUUGCGUGAUUGAGCAUGAGUGUGUGUGUAUGGAAUUAAUAUACACAUGUGGAAUAUUGGAGUGAUUUUACAACACUGUUUUAGUUUGGAUUGAGACAUGGACGUCAGCAAUCCCUCUUUUCUAAUCCCAAAUUAGUGGUUUGGAGUAUUUUCGACUGAUUAUAUAAGGCGUCAGACUUUGAGGACAAACGAGCAGUUGGAAGUGCUUUCCUGAUAUGAAUUUGCCGCUCCUUGUCACAUAACAGCAUUAUGUCUUGAUCCAAAUCUGUCUUUUUCUUCAGAUUCUACAAUUCUGUUAUACAAUAAUCAGUAGUUACAGUUCAUAUAAUCCACAGUUUCUGCUUAAACACACCAAUCCUAAACUCACCAAAUAAAGGAAUAGGAACAUCUUUGCAUGAGGAUUCACAAGAUAUUUGCAUGGCAAACGUGGAUUCCCUAACAAACAGAUUCAAAAGCACUUCUGACGUUCUUAAUAUGUGGUUUUAUUGUACUAUUAUAUCAGAGGGCACAUAAAAAAGAGAUUGAUGUUUUGUAUAAGUUUAAUGAUCAUGAUUAUAACUGGAAAAAGUGAUCUAAAAAUGAGGAAUGUCAUGCAAGCACAUUAUUUCUUCGUCGCCCAUGUAUAAAAAAACAAAACGGAUAAAAGAAACAUGAUUUUAUUUCAUUUUCCCUAGGUCAUUACUCACCUUUGGGUCUGUAUCAUGGUAUCUAUGUAUUAGUAUGUGUGUUUACGUACAGUAUGUAUAUUCUGAAUCUUAGCAGCCUAACAGCAGCUUUUAGAGAUUGACGAUGCAAAAAAGGGAAAGACUUAAAACAGACCAAUGGCGGAUACAUGCAAAAACGUAGCUUGCUUUCCUCCGUUUUUCCAACUCUGAAAGGAUAAGCGUGCAAAAAGCCUCUUUAAAAGUCUGACAAUCUUCAUCACACGGUCUGCCUGAUUAUGCCUUCGGACAAGUCUGUAUUUUCCUAAGCGAGGCCUUAAUGUCCUAGAAAAUUAGUUGUGGUGGUAUGCAAAAGUAGCCUGCUUCACUUUGAAUCAAGCAAUGACUGUGACUCCUGGAAAAUAUCUACAGGUAGACUGAGAUGAUGUUUUUGACUGAGGCCCCCCCCCGCCAACCCCCCCCCC